Messenger RNA from Ixodes scapularis (black-legged tick), 3930 nucleotides. Its product is annotated as beta-1,4-galactosyltransferase galt-1. Bases 985 to 2520 code for a protein of 511 amino acids. The transcript is spliced from 6 exons. The record is from RefSeq and is a predicted model, not a curated record. Lineage: Eukaryota; Metazoa; Arthropoda; Arachnida; Ixodida; Ixodidae.
UAACGAAAAAUACAGCCACCAGGAUCAAAAUACAAACGUGCGAUUGUCAUUUACGGAUAUUGUGGAUCAUAUUCAACCUAUUUUUGAACACGACGGGAAUAUUUCAAAUUUCGUUGAAGUAUCCCUUUAAAUUGCAAACGCUACCCAUGGUUUCACUUGGAGAGCGUGCUGGUAAGGAUAAUAUAAGUAAUGGGUAGAACACAAGGACGAACGAGACGAUUUCCCGACAGACGUCUGGUGCCAGUUGGGAAAUCCUCUUGUGCGUCCUUGUGUUUUCGCCAUUAUUUAUGUUAUCCAUGGUUUAAACAGCGGCUAGUGCUUGGCGCGAAGGGGCAGCCGGUGCCACGGCUCUGGCCGGUGCUACAAGCUGGGCCAAAUACUGGCAGGUACAAACUAAACGGCAAAACUAUAUCUGGUUGCGUGUACCGUACGUUUCAGUUAUGUUCUGCAUGCAUUUACAGUCACAAGGUGAAAAUUUUUCGCUUUGAUGUUUAACUCGCUCUCUCCAAGCUAGGUGGUGCCACCUGUGAGUCGGCAUUUCCCCCAUUUCCCUUCCCCAAUCGUCUCCCGAAAAGCUCGACGGACAAAGCUCGAAAUGGGAGGAGCAAGGCCAACUCCAAGAUGACACCGUCCUCCCCCGGUUCACAAAGAUCAUCAGCUGUGCAGAUCCGCAGGGUUAUCCUCGAGGCGGCCAGCUAACCCUUCCUCACUUGGCGGCGUGUAUCGAUGACCAGGUCCUAGGGAGAUCCUCCCUACGUCCGAGCUCUGCGGGUACGAUCCGAGCCAAAAAAAGCAAGAGCGGAAGCAGCGCCACCGGUCGUCCUAGCCGUGGAGGCGAUCGGAAGCCGACGGGCGACAUCCGAAGCAGACUCGUAGGACCACGAUUACACGAUGAAGCCUCUCACAUUCACGCGAGACAUAAUGGUACGGGACAGAUAACGGCGAAAGGUGUCGCGGAGCUUCGAUUCGGACCGCCUGGCCGAGAUGGCGCCCCGCAAACGGUCUCCACCACUCUACCCGCGCCACCGGGCCCUCUACCCGUCCGGCAAGCGCGCCGUGGACCGGCGCUUCCUGUCCGUCUACAUGGCCCUGGUGUUCUUCCUGCUCUUCGGCUGCCUGUUCCUGUCCCAACUGGUGUCGGACGCGCCCGGGGCCGUGCUCGAGCCCUUGGACCCCGGACUCCUGGAGGAGAUGUUCCGGCCCAGGUCGCCGUCCGACGAGCGGAGCCCCCUGGGCUUUCCGGACUCCUCCGAGUACGACCCUCCGGCCAACGUCAACAUGUCCACCCUCUUCAAGAUGGCCGAGUCAAAGCCGGAUCACUGGCAGCGAGUCCGCAGGACCAAUGACCGGUUCUACGUCUUCUCGGCCUACCUGGACACCCGGAGGGCGAGGGCCGUCCGCAUCAUAGCCGCGGCCCGCACGCGGCUCACGGACCGCGUCGUCUGCCGCCUCUUCUGGAAGACCACCGACGGCAGGGAGUUCCAGGCGACGACGGUGCUGGCCUCCAACAAGCUGAUCCGAGAGAACUGGAACCUGCGCUACAGCGCCUUCUUCCUGCUCUGCCCGCUGCCGCCAGGCAUGACUGGGGAGACCCCGCUCUGGGUGUCCGUGCAGCGCCUCAACGACCGGGCCCUGCCCCGCAAUGUGCUGCUCGUCCACCGCAGGGACCAGCACCCCCGGCCGCCCGAGGAGCUGGCCGUCUGCGUCAAGCCCAUUCACUACGACUACAACAAGGUGCUGCAGUUUGCAGAGUUUGUGGAGCUGAACCUGGCCCUGGGCGUGUCCCACUUUGUGCUGUACAACCACACUGUGGGGCCCGACGUGGGCUGCCUACUGGAGCGCUAUGUGUCCGAGCGGCUGGUGACCCUGCUGCCCUGGCAGCUGCCCAUCGCCUCCCAGCGGGAGAUCCGCACCGAGGCCCUCUUCGCCGCUCUCAACGACUGCCUGUACCGCACCAUGCACGCCUUUCGCUGGGUCGCCAUGAUCGACCUGGACGAGUUCAUCGUGCCCGCGGGCAACAUCACCCUUCCGGCCAUGCUGCGCCGCCUGCAUGCCGCCCACCAGAGGGCCGGGGCCUACUCCUUCCGCAACGCCUUCUUCUACCUGCAGUGGCCGGACGACCCCACCGCCGCACGGGACCGUCUGCCGCUGGUGACGAUGCGUAAAACCCUGCGCAAGGCGCACCUGCACGCCCACCGACAGCGCUCCAAGUGCAUCCUGGAGCCCGAGAGCGUGGUGGAGGUGGGCAACCACUUCGUCUGGGAGUUCCUGGCGGGCAAGGCCACCGUCAACGUGGCCUCCAGCGUGGCCUUCCUGCACCACUAUCGGGUGUGUGAGUUCGGCGGCAACGACUGCGUCAACGCCACCUCCGUGCGGGACGCCCGCCUCCACUUCUGGAAGCCCCGGCUGCUCGAGGCCGUCGGACGCCGCAUGCGCAUGCUGCGCCGCAGGGACCUCGCCUGCCCCGGGCGGGGCAACGGGACCGCUGCGCGCCGGUCCUCCCCGCCCGGUCGGUCCUGAUCGAGCGGCCCGUCGCUCGGCCAAACACCGACCACGCCGGGAACGAAACAGCGGCUCGUCCUUCCGUCCGGGAACACAAACGCACGUGCGCCGCCUAGAGGGCGUUAAAAGCAACGGAACGGCUGGACAGUUUCUUCGACGGUAUCGCUCCGCGUUUGGGGAAGGGUAGGUCUGGGGAAGCUGAGACGGGCGACACGAACGAUUUGCACAAAGCGAACGACGCUACGCUGCCCGAAUUGGUACAAGCCACCGUGUGAUGUCCGGCAGAGUAUCUGGGAAUUGGCGGCGACGGAGUGACGUUGAAUUAGGCUCGCGUUGGAGCUUGGCCGUAACCUCGACUGACGGUGGACAGCGGCGAGUGUAACCGAAGGGCUUCCGACAAAACAGGGAUUUAGACGACUGAACUCGCGAGUGCGUUGGGAAAACGUUGCGUCGACCUUCUGUCAAGAAGUCUCGAACCAUGGGAUGAGCAUUUACGUCGACGAAAGGGUAACGUUUUCUUGUCUUGCACCGCAGGACGCUCGGACCAUGUGAUCCAAGAACCCCAAACGUGAGUUGUGAUGGAGUGGACGUGCGGUAUUGUCUCGGUAACGGUACGAAGCAAUUAACGAAUUGCACAAACAAGCACAGAGGUAGCCACCACGCCCGACGCUUAGCUUAGGAUAUGAAAAUGGAAGAGAUGCUCCCAGGGGUGAGAAUUCCCGGGACCGCGCGAGAUCAAAUGUUUGAACAAGGUUUUGCCGCCUUCUGCGAUUGGGACGACCGACGACCGGGACGUGCGGGCAGUGCCCUUCUUGCGACACGACUCCCGGGUGCAAGCGACAAGGACUGGAACCCUUGCAAGAAAGCCAACGAUGUCAGAAGACAUUGAGAAGGUCGAACAUUUGAUGGACGACGUUCCGCGUCCUCUACGUGCGACAAAAUGUGCCCAUUUAUAAGAAAAAGCAAUCGUCACGCAGCCAAGUGCCGUUGUCCACGUUUAACGGGCGUGCGCGGUCGUAUCCACGUGACGCUGACUGACGCUCUCUCGAAACAAAAACAGAGAUCUAACAAACUAAUGGACGACUGAAAACAACGAAACGAUGAUCAGUGACCACGAAGGAGUGCGCUCGAAUAGAGAGACGGGUUGCGGGAACCCCGAAGGCUGCAACCAUACAUGAGGAAGACAGGAGUGCUUCGCGCAACCGUCCGAUGCGCCCGUUUAAAUGUGACUAUCGAACGUGCAGGAUGUAUGCAGGACCCUGGUGUGUUCGCUGGUAUCGCAGGGUUCGCAGUGUCACGCUUUCUGUCCGCCAAUAAGCUGCGCGAUUGUUGUGGGCUGAGCGUUUUCAGAUCACACGUCGAAGAAGGGGAAGGGGCGGGCACCAACGUGGGGACACGAGACAAUAAAAUGUCAAUUCAGACGGCCAA